Cricetulus griseus (Chinese hamster) is the source of this 4170-nucleotide messenger RNA. Lineage: Eukaryota; Metazoa; Chordata; Mammalia; Rodentia; Cricetidae. The record is from RefSeq and is a predicted model, not a curated record.
GGGGACAGACCAACCUCCGAAUUCCUCAGGGCACUGUGGGCCAAGUCAUGCUGGAUGAUAGGGCUUACCUUGUACGCUGGGAAUAUUCUUACAGCAGCUGGACUCUCUUCACCUGUGAGAUUGAAAUGCUACUCCACGUUGUCUCCACAGCAGAUGUGAUCCAGCACUGCCAGCGGGUGAAGCCCAUCAUUGAUUUGGUUCACAAGGUCAUUAGUACAGACUUGUCCAUAGCAGACUGUCUGCUGCCCAUCACAUCCCGAAUCUACAUGCUGCUGCAGCGGUUGACGACAGUGAUCUCCCCUCCUGUGAAUGUCAUUGCUUCUUGUGUCAACUGCUUAACUGUCUUGGCUGCUCGGAAUCCAGCAAAGGUCUGGACUGACCUUCGUCACACAGGCUUUUUGCCAUUUGUGGCCCACCCUGUCUCCAACAUGUCUCAGAUGAUUAGUGCGGAAGGAAUGAAUGCUGGAGGGUAUGGCAACCUUCUGAUGAACAGUGAACAGCCCCAGGGCGAGUAUGGAGUCACAGUUGCCUUUCUGCGCUUGGUCACCACUCUUGUCAAGGGUCAGCUUGGCAGUACCCAGAGCCAAGGCCUGGUACCCUGUGUGAUGUUCGUGUUGAAGGAGAUGCUUCCCAGCUACCACAAAUGGCGCUACAACUCUCAUGGCGUGCGGGAACUGAUUGGUUGCCUAAUUCUGGAGCUGAUUCAUGCAAUACUGAACCUGUGCCAAGAGACAGACCUGCAUAGCAGCCACACGCCCAGCCUUCCUUCCCUCUGCAUCUGCAGCCUGGCAUAUACAGAAGCUGGACAAACAGUCAUCAGUAUCAUGGGGAUUGGUGUGGACACCAUUGACAUGGUGAUGGCUGCUCAACCCCGCAGUGAUGGGCCAGAAGGUCAGGGACAGGGGCAACUGCUGAUCAAGACAGUGAAACUGGCAUUCUCUGUCACCAAUAAUGUUAUUCGGCUGAAACCUCCUUCUAAUGUGGUGUCCCCGCUAGAACAGGCUCUCACACAGCAUGGUGCCCAUGGGAACAACCUCAUUGCUGUCCUAGCCAAGUACAUCUACCACAGACAUGACCCAGCUUUGCCACGUCUGGCCAUCCAGCUGCUGAAACGUCUGGCCACGGUGGCCCCAAUGUCAGUGUAUGCUUGCCUGGGCAGUGAUGCAGCUGCCAUUCGUGAUGCCUUCCUGACCCGCCUUCAGAGCAAGAUUGAGGACAUGCGCAUCAAAGUCAUGAUUCUGGAGUUCCUUACAGUUGCUGUAGAGACGCAGCCAGGUCUCAUCGAGCUGUUUCUGAAUCUGGAGGUGAAGGAUGGCAGCGACGGCUCGAAGGAAUUCAGCCUUGGUGUGUGGAGUUGUCUCCAUGUAGUGCUGGAGCUGAUUGAUUCCCAACAGCAAGAUCGAUACUGGUGCCCACCCCUCUUGCAUCGUGCAGCCAUUGCCUUCCUUCAUGCCCUGUGGCAAGACCGUAGGGACAGUGCUAUGCUUGUCCUUAGAACCAAACCCAAGUUUUGGGAGAAUUUAACCAGUCCGCUGUUUGGAACUCUUUCUCCUCCCUCAGAGACAUCUGAGCCCAGCAUUCUGGAAACCUGUGCCCUAAUCAUGAAGAUAAUAUGUUUGGAGAUAUACUAUGUAGUUAAGGGUUCAUUAGACCAGUCACUAAAAGAUACACUCAAGAAGUUUUCCAGCGAGAAACGGUUUGCCUACUGGUCAGGGUAUGUCAAGUCUUUGGCAGUUUACAUGGCUGAAACAGAGGGCAGCAGCUGCACGUCCUUGCUGGAGUAUCAGAUGCUGGUCUCUGCCUGGAGGAUGCUUCUCAUCAUUGCCACCAGUCAUGCAGACAUCAUGCACUUGACUGAUGUGGCUGUGCGGCGCCAGCUUUUUCUUGAUGUGCUUGAUGGGACCAAAGCAUUACUCCUUGUUUCAACAUCAGUGAACUGCCUCCGACUCGGCUCCAUGAUGUGUACUCUGCUGCUCAUCCUCCUUCGGCAGUGGAAGCGAGAGUUGGGUGCCGUGGAUAAAAUCCUUGGGCCCUUGACAGAGGUCCUGGAAGGUGUGCUACAGGCAGACCAGCAGCUCAUGGAGAAGACCAAGGCCAAGGUGUUCUCUGCCUUUAUUACGGUAUUACAGAUGAAGGAGAUGAGAGUAAGUGAGAUCCCCCAGUACUCCCAGCUGGUGCUGAAUGUCUGUGAGACUCUCCAAGAAGAGGUGAUAGCACUGUUUGAUCAGACCCGCCACAGCCUGGCAUCAGGCAGUGCUGCAGAGGACAAGGACAGCAUGGAAACUGAUGACUGCCCUCGGCCUCGGCACAAGGACCAGCGUGAUGGGGUAUGUGUCCUGGGACUGCAUCUAGCUAAGGAGCUUUGUGAGGUGGAUGAGGAUGGAGACUCGUGGCUACAGGUGACUCGAAGGCUCCCUAUUCUGCCCACGCUCCUCACCACCCUGGAAGUGAGCCUCCGCAUGAAGCAGAACCUGCAUUUUACUGAGGCUGCACUGCACCUGCUCCUCACCCUGGCUCGCACCCAGCAGGGAGCCACAGCAGUGGCUGGAGCUGGCAUCACCCAGAGCAUCUGUUUGCCCCUCCUGAGUGUGUACCAGCUUAGCAGCAAUGGCACAGGACAGGCACCCAGCACUUCUCGAAAGUCCCUGGAUGCUCCGUCCUGGCCAGGGGUCUACCGCCUGUCCAUGUCCUUGAUGGAGCGGUUGCUCAAGACUCUACGCUACAAUUUCCUGACUGAGGCUCUAGACUUUGUGGGUGUCCAUCAGGAACGGACCUUACAGUGUCUUAAUGCAGUGAGGACGGUACAGAGUCUGGCGUGCCUGGAGGAAGCAGAUCACACUGUGGGCUUCAUCCUACAACUGUCCCACUUCAGGAAGGAGUGGCACUUCCACCUGCCUCAGCUUAUGCGUGAUGUUCAGGUGAACCUGGGUUACCUGUGCCAGGCCUGUACCUCCCUCCUACACAGCCGCAAGAUGCUGCAGCACUACCUACAGAACAAAAAUGGAGAUGGCCUCCCCUCAGCCGUCACUCCUCGAGUUCAUCGGCCAGCCACUACCACCACCACCACCACCACCACCACCACCACAGUUCUUGCUGUCCCAUCUGCCUGCUCCUCCAAGCAACCUGUUGCUGACACUGAGGCCUCAGAGCAGCGAGCCUUACACACAGUCCAGUAUGGCCUUCUCAAGAUUCUCAGCAGGACCCUGGCAGCCCUGCGCCACUUUACUCCAGAUGUCUGCCAGAUCCUGCUGGACCAGUCCUUGGAUCUCGCUGAAUACAACUUCCUGUUUGCCCUAAGUUUCACCACUCCCACUUUUGACUCUGAAGUAGCCCCCUCUUUUGGAACCCUGUUGGCCACAGUGAACGUGGCCCUCAACAUGCUUGGAGAGCUGGACAAGAAAAAAGAAUCCCUUACCCAGGCUGUGGGACUCAGCACACAAGCAGAAGGAACCCGAACAUUAAAGUCCCUCUUGAUGUUCACCAUGGAGAACUGCUUCUACCUGCUCAUCUCCCAGGCAGUCCGCUACCUCAGGGAUCCGGCUGUGCACCCCCGGGACAAGCAGCGGAUGAAGCAGGAACUGAGUUCAGAGCUGAGCACGCUGCUUUCCAGCCUCUCACGUUACUUCAGAAGAGGAACCCCUAGCUCCCCUGCUGCUGGAGUCCUGCCCUCACCGCAAGGCAAGGCCACCUCUCUCUCCAAAGCCAGCCCAGAAUCUCAGGAGCCCCUGAUCCAACUUGUGCACGCCUUUGUUCGGCAUGUGCAGAGAUAGGGAGUGGAGUGCUGUCUACCUGCUGCUCCCUACCAACCUGCACUGCAGCCUGGGCAGAGGGUGCUGCCCCCACAGAGCCAGCCACAGAGCAAGCAGCUCCCUUCGUCCUCUUCCUGCCCACCCGCUGACAUUAUUUUUGUAAUAGAUCAAGAGGUCAACAGCAUGGGCAGGGAGCCACGGGUCUGGUGCUCAGGCUCUUUACAAUAUCCCCAAGGUGGCCCUUUUCCUUAGAGCAUUCCCAUGGCAUGUCACCAGCCAGGGAGGCCCUGGGUGCUGGCAGCACAGGAGAAGCCUGUGUGUAGUGAGGAUUUUCCAUGAUCUGUUCUUGCAGGGUUUUGAUUUUUUUUUUUCUUUUUUGUUUAUUUGUUUGUUUUCCUUUUUUUUUUUUUUUUUUUUUUUU